Molecule: messenger RNA, 3536 nt
Organism: Cyanistes caeruleus (blue tit)
Lineage: Eukaryota; Metazoa; Chordata; Aves; Passeriformes; Paridae
Gene: MAP10
Product: microtubule associated protein 10
Biological process (GO): cytoplasmic microtubule organization; positive regulation of cytokinesis; mitotic spindle midzone assembly
Cellular component (GO): mitotic spindle pole; centrosome; mitotic spindle midzone
Molecular function (GO): microtubule binding
Source: RefSeq, a predicted model, not a curated record
UUCGGCCGCCGCGGCCACUUCGCUCUGCGGGACACCGCGGGCCGCCCCGUCGGGGAGCUGGUCCUGAGCUACCGCCUCAGCAGCCUGCAGGCCGGUGAGGCGAGUCCCGCCAGCCCCCGCGCUGCCACACCGCCUGCCAGCACCCCUGAACCGCGAGACGACGAGGAGGAGAAGGAAGAGGAGAAGGAAGCGGAGGAGGAAGAGGAGGAGAGUGAGCAGCUGGAAGGCAAUGUCUUUUGCCCUCCGCUGCUCUACUACAGCCGUGAGCCGGCUGAGCCUCAGCAGAAGCCAGCAACAGUGGGGCAGUGGGAGCAUGUCGAGCCCCAGAGACCGCAGCAGAAGGACAAGGGCCACAGCCCACCACGUCCCAGUGCUGGGCCCUCGCUGCUGCACCCCGCCAGCCAGGGACAGCUCCACAACACCCUGGUGCAGCUGCCGCUACUCAGUGCCUUGCUGGCGGAGCUGGCGGUGCUCACACGCAGCGCUGUGCCUGCUGCUGCUGCUGUCCACCCCCAUCUUGCCUGGCCCUACCAAGCCCCGGAAAGUGGGGAGGCGGCCUCGCGGUCCCCCAGUCGUUCCACUGCCGUCAAGCCUGCAGAGACACCUGUGGAGCCUGGCAGGAGCAGUGAAGUCACGAGGCCUCAGUUUAAACAGGGCUGUCAUAAGGCCAUCUCACCAGAGUCUUCAGGGGUUGGGGGCAGACCCAAGAAAGCUGUGCCCCAGGGACAGCCAGCCUGUGAAAAGAACUGCAAAGUUAAGGAGAAUAGACCUCCCAGAAAGAAAUUGUUGUAUGGGCUGACAAAUACACUGAGGCUACGACUGCAGCAGACCAACCCAGAUAAGCUGAUAAUUCAUGAAAGGAGGGAGCAGUACAGAAAAAAGCAAAUUGAGAUGCUGAGAGUGAGAAGCCCCUUAUCCAAGAGAAAGCUGGUCAGAAAUACUGAAGAACAGCAUGCGGUGUCUUGCAGGCAUUGUAGCACGGGAGGCAGAUCAAAGCAGAAUAAUCAGUUGGAUAAAACUGUUCAGACUUCAUUAGAAAACAGUGCUCUCUCGGAGCCAAUUUCUGUUGCAGGAGAUGUGUCCCCUGGCCUGCAGAAACAAUCUAUUGCAAGUCUAUCCAGGAACAAUUCGACUCGUAAAACCAUGGAGCCUGAUGAUGUGUCUGUUGUAAGUGGUCAUAAACUAAGUCCCAGCAGGAGUGUUGAAAACAACUCUGAAUUCAUAUACUCUGAUGACUUUGUUGCUAGUCCGGAGAACACAGUUUAUUCAGAAGAUUUCACCAGUGCUGAGUGUACAGGCAGAGACUCAAAACUUCAUGACAGCAGUCCUGAACCUCUGUGGCUUGAAAGACCGAAGCAAGAUAGGUCAGAUACAGAGCCAGAAUCCAGCAGGUCCAGAAUUUCAAAGACAAGUCAAAGAGCUCAAAGUACUUCAGAUCUUGUGCCAGUUCCUUCAGCUUCAUCUCCAGUCCAGUCUUUGAGGAGAAACUGUGACUUUAAAACCAGCACAGGAACUAGUGCUGAAUCUGCUGAUUCACUUAACCUUGCUGAGAUGGAGGCAUCAUUAUUAGAUGAAGAGCAGAAAGCCCAAGAGAUGAGUAAGGAAGAGAACAGAGGUGAUCAACAUAUUAAAGAAAUAUCUACACUGAGAAGCAAACAGGUUAAAUCUGAUACUGAUCUGAAUAUAGGAAAGGGGCAGACCUCUACAGGUCAAAAGCAGUCAGUAGCUCAAGUUAGCUCUUACUUGCCAUCUAACAUGUCUGAUCUUGAACUUAGUGUCCUGGAAAACAGCAUGUCAGACAAAGAAGACGAGUUUCUGGAAAAACUACAUGGUCCUAAUGAGUACAAAGACAUCAGUGAACUCGUAAUAAACAAGCUCCCAGGAUAUACAAUGUAAUUAUAAGUUUUCACUGUCAGGAUUAAGAUACAAUAUUUAAACUUUGAAAAUCCCAUUACAUUUAGUUGCACUAUGUGCAAGCUAAUUUAAGAUUUUAUCAUGCGCAUUUAUUAUAUCAGUGAAUUUAAGUUAUGAGAUUUUAAAAAUAAACUACUGUUUGAAUCUUUAACAAACGGCGUCUACAGCCUGACUUCAGUAUCAUUAUCUUAACACAAAAGUAAUCCAAACAGCAUAUGAAACAUCAUUUACUGUCAAAGGAGAAAUUAAGACAGAAGCAGCAAAAGCAGUCAUUACCCACAAAAAUAGUCCAGGGUAGAAGUAAUAACAUGCUAGUAACAGCCAAGUACAAAAUUAAUUCCUGACCAAACAGAAGGCUUUAUUCCUCCUGAAAAGUUCCAAGCUUUCCUUUCAUUAGAAAUAGUUACUUAAAACACAGUCACAGCCAGUAGCAACACAGAAUUUCAUCAGCUAGUCGGUAUAAUAUGUUUGUUUCCCUUUUCCAUCACUAAAUACAGUGACUUGAACUGGAUGUGCCCUUCUACAGUUUCUUAGGUUUCAUUUAAGUCAGAUUUUCAAAAUUUAUUAUAGAAUAGUGUAAGUAUUAUUGGUGAUGGUAAAUCUAUGUAAUCUGGGAAAGCUUUAAGAGGUGGAUGGAAGUUACUUGACCUUGAAGACUAAGGGUGUACAAGGAGUAGGGAAGAGCACAGUAAAUCUUCAAUGCUUCACAACUCCCUGAUUGCAUUCUCUGUAUCAGGGGAAACAGGUGGGGUCAGCACCCACAGUCCAGAAACUUGGAACAAGCAAGCUUAUUAUGUCAUGAUAUAAAAAUGCAAAGUAAUGAGAAAUUUGCCAUGUCUCCUUUGCCAUUAAGACAGUUGAACUGAAGUUUGCUUUUGAUUUCAGGUUUGCUUUUAAUGGCUUCCAGUUUGAUCAUUGAACUUAAUGUCUUCUGUUUAACUGCAGAGGUUUUUCUAGAGUCCAUAUGCCAAUCACAAAAUUUAGAGAUGUUUUUUGACUUGAAUUCUUGCUUUAGUUUUUCAUCUCAUGUAUCCCCCUUUCCCUUCUCUUUGAGUAGUUCAUCUCCUCUGUCAGCUUUACAUUCCUAACUAUUUCAUCAAUUAAGACAGUUAUCCUCAGGGUUAAAUAACAGAUUUAUCCACUCCUCUUUCUUUAUAGCAUACAAUCUGACUUUGUCAUUUCUCACUGUAAUUUUCCAUGUACUUUACUGCAAGAGCCUGUGUUUACAUUUUAACAUCUUGGAGGAGUUUUUUUUUCCUUUCCCUCCCAUUAUGUGUUUGUUUUGUAGAAAUGACAUUACUUCUCCUAUUUAAAGCAUGAACAUCUGUGAGGAUUGCUGGAGUAUCUAGUGUUGACUUCUUAAAACACCACUAUUAACAUUUUUAAUCUAAAGGUAAACAGCUGAAAUUACCUAUAUACCAAAGGAAUCUCUGGCCAGAACAAUUCCUAAAUCUUGUUUAGGGUGUUUUUCAUUGGCUACAAUAUUUUUUUCCUUUUUCUUCCAAUACUAUUGACUUCUUUGAUACACAUGGACUCAGAUUGUCAUUUACACAUGGCAAUUAUUCUGAUUUUAUUGAUGGAGCAAUCUCUUGCACUUCUCAUGAGCAGAACUGUCAUUAAAA